AUGACUCGGUCGGCCAUUGAGAGUCGUGACAAGCAAGCAAUGGCCGAGUUCACGCCACCAUCAGCCCAUCUCAAGCCUAUCUUCGACGCCAUCCGACGCCAUCGAAGUCAUCGGUCCUGCCAUGAUUCCGCGAGACUCACGGAUCUCAACGGUGGGUUCACUACUAAACUCUCUGUAGUUUUUGUCCUAAAGACCGAGACCCCAAUCAGGCAAUUCGGCAGUGAUUGGCCGACGCGAGGAAACCAUGUGGCUUGCCAGACGACCCUCGAAGUUGCAUGCGCUAGGACGGCCUUGCGAUGCUCCAGAGUGGACGAGGGAAACGGUUAG
This is a messenger RNA of Penicillium daleae, 327 nucleotides long. RefSeq lists its product as uncharacterized. The coding region runs from base 1 to 327 and encodes 108 amino acids. NCBI's taxonomy places the organism in Eukaryota, Fungi, Ascomycota, Eurotiomycetes, Eurotiales, Aspergillaceae. The transcript has a single exon. The record is from RefSeq and is a predicted model, not a curated record.